Molecule: messenger RNA, 737 nt
Organism: Prionailurus viverrinus (fishing cat)
Lineage: Eukaryota; Metazoa; Chordata; Mammalia; Carnivora; Felidae
Gene: MCCD1
Product: mitochondrial coiled-coil domain 1
Exons: 2
Coding region: 121-474 (117 amino acids)
Source: RefSeq, a predicted model, not a curated record
UGAAGAUAGGGGCAGGGCCCUGGGCAGGGCCAGUCACUGAAGCGAGGCCAAGGCCUGGAGGGAAAGAGCCAGUUCCUGGUGGCUGUUGGGCGGCUCACACAGCUCCCUGCUACAUCAGCCAUGGUCCUCCCUCUGCCCUGGCUCUCAUGUUGCUGCCGUCGCCUCCUCCUGCCUUCCUGGCCCCUGGGGCCCCAGGGUUCCUGGAGGUGCUGCUCCCAGAGCCCUAAGGCAAGCACAAAAGAGCAGACCAGCUCCACAUGCAGUGAGAAGAUGAGGUCACCGCCAAGGGGUCCCCGGCCGAGCCCCACAGCUGAGCUGGCCCAAGCUGAAGAGUUGCUGGAGCAGCAGCUGGAGCUGUACCAGGCCCUUCUGGAAGGCCAAGAAGGGGCUUGGGAAGCACAGGCCCUGGUGCUCAAGAUCCAGAAGCUGAAGGAACAGAUGAGGAGACAUCGAGAGAGCCUAGGAGACGCCUAAGCUUUCCACCAGUUCCCACUUUACCUUCCAACACUGGAAACACUACACAGCACCCACACUGGGCCUUCGGAUCAGAAACAUCCCAGUCCCUCCCAGGCCACUAAGAAAAAUGGAAAACACCUCCAAAAAGGGCAGAAAUUGGAAAGCAGCAGGGAGCCAUGGCCUCUGCAGUCUUCUUAGUCACAUCCCCCUACCUUUGAUCCCUCCCCACUGACCUGGGCCCCACAGUAGGGCACACAGUCCUUAUAGGAAUAUACACUGAA